Clonostachys rhizophaga is the source of this 1398-nucleotide messenger RNA. The record is from the annotation of a GenBank genome assembly. Lineage: Eukaryota; Fungi; Ascomycota; Sordariomycetes; Hypocreales; Bionectriaceae.
AUGUCAGUGUUGCAAAAUCAUGCAGAGGACAGCUGCCUAAAGAACCAACAAGAUAAAUCCAACAAUAUUUCUGAUGAUGACAAGAAGGAGCAACCGCCGGCUGCGCUCCAAGAAAAAGGGCCCACUGGUACGGACCAGAGCACAGAUGAAGAAGGCGAAGUAUUUCCUGAGGGCGGCUUGACAGCCUGGCUUGUCGUAUUCGGUGCCUUUUGCGCCUUGGUGUCCGUUUAUGGCCUGAUCAACACAAGUGCUGUCUUUGAGUCAUAUUUUAAGGAGCAUCAACUCAAAGAUCAUAGUCAUUCGAAGAUUGGCUGGAUUUUUAGUUUAUACCUCUUUCUUGUUUUCCUGGUCGGUGUUCAGGGUGGCCCGAUCUUUGAUCGAUACGGACCCAGACUGCUUGUUGCAGUAGGGUGUGUUCUCGCCGUUGCGAGUCUCAUGUUCUUGAGUGUAUCCAAAACCUACACUCAGAUUAUCUUGUCGUAUUCCGUGGUCGGCGGGAUAGGUGGUGCUCUCUUAAACGCACCUGCUUUUGGAGCUGUUGCCCAUUUCUUCAACGUUCGGCGAGGCGUGGCUACUGGUAUCGCAGCUACAGCAGGUAGUGUUGGUGGAGUUGUGUUUCCACUCCUCCUUCGACAUCUUCUUGGCCCCAAUGGCGUCGGUUUUGCAUGGAGCUGUCGGAUUCUCGGGUUUAUCCUGCUCGGACUCUCUGUUCCCGCCAACUUAUUCAUCAAAAGUCGCCCAUCCAUCCAGAUGAGCAAGUCGGACCAAUCACAGGCUGUAACUCUGUGGCCUGACCUCACAGUGUUCCGUGACCAUCGUUUCGCGGCUUCCUGUUUGGGUUACUUCUUCAUGGAAUGGGGCCUCUUUGUGCCGCUCACCUAUAUCAUCUCUUACGGGGUUGCUUACGGUAUACCUGCAUCCCAAAGCUCCCUGUUCUUGGUCUAUCUCAAUGCGGGUUCGGCUCUCGGAAGGUUUUUGCCUGGGUUUGUCGCCGACAAAGUUGGUCGGUUCAAUGUUAUCAUCAUUACCAUUGCACUUUGCGUAAUCACUGUACUGGGACUGUGGCUCCCUUGCAAUGGAUCACAGUCGGUCCUUACUGCGUUCAGCGUACUGUUUGGAAUUGUAAGCGGGAGCAAUCUGAGCUUGCUUCCCGUUUGCCUCGGUCAAUUCUGCGACGCAAGAGACUAUGGUCGAUAUUUUGCAACCGCGACUAUGGCCGCCAGCUUCGGGACACUUACUAGUGUCCCCAUUGCAGGAGCUCUGAUUGAAGUGGGCGACAAAUAUGUCGGCUGGAUGUCAUUAAUUCUAUUCGCGGGUUGCUCUUACGCAGUGGCCUUGAUCAGUUACGUGUCGGCUCGCGUUAUGUCAGUCGGCUGGCAGCCAAGCACCAAAUUCUAA